This is a messenger RNA of Brassicogethes aeneus, 1362 nucleotides long. NCBI's taxonomy places the organism in Eukaryota, Metazoa, Arthropoda, Insecta, Coleoptera, Nitidulidae. The record is from the annotation of a GenBank genome assembly.
AUGGGACUGAUGAAAAGUUUAGUUUCUGCCAGUUUAGUUGUGAUUUUUCUCGCUGUAUUAAUCAACAAUGCCUUGAAACCACCGGCCGUUCCAAAAAUCGAAGCAACAUGGUGGGGUCCAGGGGAACCUUCAAAACAAGACAAAUCCAUAAGGCCGUUUACGAUUAAUAUUUCGGAAAAAGAAAUUCAAGACCUAAAUCACAGACUAGACUUCCAUAGACCUCUUACACCUCCUUUGGAGGGCACCCAUCAACAAUACGGCAUGAACACAAACCUACUCAAAGAAAUAAUCGAAUUCUGGAGGAAAGACUACAAGUGGAAGGAACGAGAAGCCUAUUUUAACAAAUUCCCUCAAUUUAAAACCAACAUACAAGGUCUGGAUAUCCACUACCUCCACGUUAAACCAAAAAAAAUCGAAGGAGUGAAAGUGUUACCUCUCAUUAUACUCCACGGAUGGCCAGGUUCAGUGCGGGAAUUUUUGGAGAUAAUACCGAUUUUGACGACCCCCAAGAACGGGAUUGUUUUUGAGGUUGUGGCCCCGCACAUUCCUGGGUAUGGGUUUUCGCAAGCCGCUGUAAGGCCAGGAUGUGGUGCUGCCCAAAUAGCAGUGGUGAUGAAAAACCUAAUGCAUAGACUAGGUUUCUCGAAAUUCUAUGCCCAAGGAGGGGAUUUUGGUUCCAUCAUCCUCCAACAUUUGUCGGUACUUCACCCAGAAUCAGUUUUAGGUUUCCAUUCCAACAUGUGCGUGGUAAACACGAAAAAAUCGUACUUAUGGACGUUGCUGUACUCUCUGUAUCCUCAAGGAAUUGUUAAACAAGAGCAUGUCGAUAGAAUGUAUCCCUUAUCGGAAGCAGCAAGAAUUAGAAUACUAGAAACGGGGUAUUUGCAUUUGCAAGCUACAAAACCAGAUACACUGGGGGUAGGUUUGAAUGAUUCUCCAGUUGCUUUGGCAUCUUAUAUUCUGGAGAAAUUUGUGACCGGGACAAACAAGACCUGGCAAGAAAUUCCUCACAAUCAAUGGAAAAAGGACUGGAUUUCCUAUACCAAUAUGCUCGAUAACAUCAUGAUAUAUUGGUGGACCAAUUCUAUGAACACCGCUUUUAGACUGUAUGCUGAGACUUUUAAUAUAAAGCAUAAUGGUUUAGGAAUUAUGGGAAUUCCAAUUCCAGUACCAACGGCUUGUGCUAGAUUCGAAAACGAUUUUUAUGUCGCAGAUGGUCUAGUAGGCGAAGUACAUCCAAAUUUGGUGCAGCUCACUGACCAUCCGGGGGGACAUUUUGCCGCUCUUCAACUACCACAAGUGCUGGCCGAAGAUAUUUUCAGUGCUGUCAAGAUAUUUGAGAAGGUGAUUCACAAAAACUAA